Porites evermanni is the source of this 2249-nucleotide messenger RNA. Lineage: Eukaryota; Metazoa; Cnidaria; Anthozoa; Scleractinia; Poritidae. The record is from the annotation of a GenBank genome assembly.
ACACAGUGAGCCAGCCUAUAUUCUUAGUAAAGUUUGAUGUUCUUCAAAAGCAUUUCAAGUGGUAUGUUGCGCUCAAAGUUUCAGACUUACAUAAUUAUGUAUUUGUAAUUAAUAUACUAUUAUGCAAUUAUGCACUGCCUCGUUAAGUGUACAUUGAUCUGAUACAUUUGCUGAUUUAAAUGUUUUUAUUUCUUCAUUAGAUUCAAAAGGAAGACUGAAACGAUUGACAACAUUUUUGAGCCUUAGGUUUGGGUUGAAGCCAAUACUGACACACAGUUUCAUUUUCAGGUCUCUCUAACCUGCUGAUCACUGACUCAAGUCAUCGUGUGACUACAACUGAGCUUGGCCCAGUUGAACUAAGCCAAGAAGAGAAAUGUGGUGGUUUAUGGUUCUUGGUUGGUCGUUUACUCUUACUUGUAUCUUAGGAAACUUGUUUGUCGCGUACUUGAUCUCAACAAGACCAAGACUACACGUCAAAGCCAACUGGUUUGUCCUGUCUCUUGCACUGGCCGAUUUAUGCGUUGGAUUGAGUUAUUUGCCGUUACUCUUUGCCUCAAGUUUUUUUCAAGAUUUCACCUCCGAUCACAAGGGAAUAUGGUUCAAAGUCAGCCACACUUUUAUUUACUCUUCGACCACCAACUUGUGUGUCUUAACGGCAGACAGAUUUACAGCAAUUACAAUGCCUCUACGAUACACCCUGUAUAUGACUCAGCGACGAUUGUUUUAUUUGGUUGCCUUUGCUUGGGUCUUGCCUAUAAUUUUCUUCACACUUCCUUCAUUCUGUAUUUAUUCAAAAGAGCAGGAUUCCCUCACCUUUGCCUUCCAAACUUUUAGGGUUGUAAUAUUUCAGCUUAUCCCAAGCGUACUGUUUAUAUUUGUUGCUGGACGUUUGUGUUACAUUGCAAAAGGCAUUUCACGAAAGGAGGAGUUUACUUUGACCCAGAUCAGAUUUAACCUCCCUCCUCUACAGAAAAACGCAAGAAGAAACAGCCGUGACGAAAGGAAACCGUCUUCAAUAAAAAUGUUGAUACUUAUUAUUUUCAUUUUCGUUCUGUGUCACGUUGGAGGAAACUACAGAUGCUUCUGUUCUGUCUUCAAUCUAUGCGCCGUUCCUGACUAUAUAAGGAAGGUUAUUGAACUACUUUUCGUCUUUAAUUCAGCGGUUAAUCCCCUGGUGUACGCUUUUUUGAAAAGAGACAUAAAACGAGAAAUGAAGCUGAUNACUUCCUUCAUUCUGUAUUUAUUCAAAAGAGCAGGAUUCCCUCACCUUUGCCUUCCAAACUUUUAGGGUUGUAAUAUUUCAGCUUAUCCCAAGCGUACUGUUUAUAUUUGUUGCUGGACGUUUGUGUUACAUUGCAAAAGGCAUUUCACGAAAGGAGGAGUUUACUUUGACCCAGAUCAGAUUUAACCUCCCUCCUCUACAGAAAAACGCAAGAAGAAACAGCCGUGACGAAAGGAAACCGUCUUCAAUAAAAAUGUUGAUACUUAUUAUUUUCAUUUUCGUUCUGUGUCACGUUGGAGGAAACUACAGAUGCUUCUGUUCUGUCUUCAAUCUAUGCGCCGUUCCUGACUAUAUAAGGAAGGUUAUUGAACUACUUUUCGUCUUUAAUUCAGCGGUUAAUCCCCUGGUGUACGCUUUUUUGAAAAGAGACAUAAAACGAGAAAUGAAGCUGAUAGGCCGGGGUUUCAAAAUAGGAACAGUAUUGAUAACCUGACUAACGGUACCUUCAAUAUUUUCUUUAUAUUGUUAUAUCGUAUUCUGGAAAAAGAACACUCAGAAAUAUUCCAUCCGUCGGCAUUCUCAGGAAGCCACCGGGAUACUUUUUGUAUUCCUGUUGAUCCGUAUUGUAUUUCAGAUAGUUGAAUCGGAUGGGGCGCAGUGCCGAUUGUGCCUGAAACAGUAUGAUUUCAAGAGUUAAAUUAAAACAAUUAUUCGAAGAAACCUAGACUAACGUCUGCGCACCUGAUUUGAUGAGACGGUAUGUAGAUGUAUGCGCUUGAAGUUAGCUAUAACCACCUUAUCCCAGGAAGUUCAAGUAAAUUCUUUUUAAUGUUCUUUUGUGAAAAAAGACUAGUAAAAGAUUCAAUGGCCGCAUUUUUCUCAGACAUUGCAUAUAAUGGCUCACUUGCCAGGGACGGAAAACUAAUCAUGGAAUUUCAUGAAGGAUCAAGUGAAAACAUUAUUUACUAAGGUUUUAAUAAUCCCACUUGUCACUAAACCGACGGACUCAGCUUACUCUGCCAAAUUC